Messenger RNA from Scatophagus argus, 8485 nucleotides. RefSeq names its product 5-hydroxytryptamine (serotonin) receptor 2C, G protein-coupled-like 1 (gene htr2cl1). Bases 1703 to 3439 code for a protein of 578 amino acids. Gene Ontology annotation, molecular function: G protein-coupled serotonin receptor activity; neurotransmitter receptor activity. The record is from RefSeq and is a predicted model, not a curated record. Gene Ontology annotation, biological process: chemical synaptic transmission; G protein-coupled receptor signaling pathway, coupled to cyclic nucleotide second messenger. Gene Ontology annotation, cellular component: dendrite; plasma membrane. Lineage: Eukaryota; Metazoa; Chordata; Actinopteri; Scatophagidae. The transcript has 9 exons.
UUAAUGUAAAGAGCUCAUAUUGAACAGACAAAGUGCAAUUCAGGAUCAAAUGAAAAGAGGGAGACGGUGGCUCCAAUUUAACAAGAAAAUACUUUAUGCUUCCAGAAAAAACAAUUUCUACGUGGAAGAAAACGCGUACGCGUCGUUUAUACAUCUGACCCCGGGAGUCAACCCGUGGUCGGUGAAGCGAGUCGGACUCUGCAGUCUCUCUCUCUCUCUCUCUCUCUCUCUGUCCCUCCCUCCCUCCCUCCCUCUUUUCCUCUCAGCACUCGUCGUGAGGGGUCCUUGAUCGCCGCUUCUCUCUCAUCCCCGCCGCGCUACUCCCCCGGUGUCAACUUUCCCUAAAGGAGGCGGAUCUUUCCACAUCCCACCAAAUAAAGUGAGCCACCGCUUGGCCUGGAACUUAAAGCAGGAGUCGGUGCUAUUUUGUUUUCUGUGUUGGCUCAGGACGCGCCUCGGUGCGCCACCAAAAUGGAUCGCAGAACGUGUCCCGUGCGCCCGCCCCGGUGUCCUGCCGCCGGGACAAACUGACAGACUGAACCCACACCUGCACUCACUUCCCGUUUUCUGCUCUCCUCCAGCGUGCGGCUGUGGGUUCCUGCGUGCCUCCGCUCGGGAGAUAAAACAAAAGCGGAGAUUCAUUCCUCAGCCCAGCGGAAGGACGUGGACAUACUGUAGCUGAAAGACAAGAGGGGGGAUGUAGCUGUUUUGUUUUUUAAAUAAGGACAUCGCAAACCGCAGGGACGCGGAAGGGAUGGACGCCUUCACGGACUAAAAGGCAAGAGUCAAGAAAGUCUGUCCGACGUGCACGUGAAUGCAACAAAACACUCGGUCAGCUCUUCUCACAUGGAGAUCAAAUCGGCAUUCGGCAAGGGCAGAUGGAUGAUGCUGAUCCCUCACUCCGGAGGUGUGGAGUGACAGAUGACAGAGGGACUGAUACAGCAGGAGAGAAAGACGGGAGGUAGCGUCGACAGGGUCGCCGCCGGCGGUAAAGGAAAACAACGGCAAAGGUCAGGCGCUUCGAUCAGGAGGCGAGGAGGAAUCAGCCUGAUCAUCAACUCUGACCUGAAAGGAGAUAAGCCUCUAGCAGCAACUUUGAUACGUCCAACUGAUUGAUGCUCAACGGCAAACCAGCUAGAAAAGAUCUGGCAGCAGGAGCAGGCGGCAGCCAUGGAUUUAAGUAACAUAAUUUCCCACUCUAAAUUAGAAACUCUCAAACUCCCUGAUCCAUCAAGAGGUGGAUGUGACUGAAUACCACGAAGCGACAGGGGACGUUUUGGCUCAGCGUACACCUCGAGAACUCGUCGCCAGUAGCUUACUGGCAAGAAAUGGCUACAGAUUCAAACUACAGGGAACAGUUUCGGGGGGUUUGCAGCUAGCAAGACUUUACUGGAAUAUAAUCAAGAGCGCUUGCAGCUAUUUCCUCCCAAUCCCAGCUUCCCUGCCACCUCCCAUCCCCAAGGUUUCAUAGUCCCUGUUUUUCCACUUCCCUCAGACCCUGUUUUCAUCAGUUUGUCCUUAUUAAUGAUGAUCUGUUGGUAGAAAGAGUCCAUUUGAGAAGAUACACAUCAAAACUCUUCGGAUAAGUCCCUCUCAUGCUGAGUGCGUCUCUCUCUCCACCUUCUUCUUCCUUCUGCUGGUGAGGAAGGUGAAUUAAAACUCCCUCUGUCAGCCUCUGGAAGGGUAAGGGUCUCUCUCUGGGAUGGGCGGCCCAGCGAGGUCUCUUCUUGGCGGGUUCAGCACCACUACGUCUUCCCUUGAGGUCGGAGGGAGGAUGGCUUGGCCAAGCAACAACCCCCUGGACCUCAACCAAACGCUGCCAUGGGGCAUAGGGCUUGGAGGCAGCAGUGGAGGUGCGGCAGCCAUGAGUGCAGGUCCGGACAAUUUCACCCUGGAGUCCGUCACCAGGGGGGCGGUGAUGAAAGAGAAAAACUGGCCGGCGCUGCUCAUACUCGUCAUCAUUGCACUGACGAUCGGUGGCAACAUCCUGGUGAUCCUGGCAGUGUCACUGGAGAAGAAGCUCCAAAAUGCCACCAACUUCUUCCUGAGGUCACUGGCCGUGGCUGACAUGCUCGUAGGCAUCCUGGUCAUGCCGAUCUCCCUCAUCAACAUCCUCUAUGACUAUGCCUGGCCUCUCCCCAGCGCCCUCUGCCCAAUCUGGAUCUACCUGGACGUGUUGUUCUCCACCGCCUCCAUCAUGCACCUGUGCGCCAUCUCCCUGGACCGAUACGUCGCCAUCCGCAACCCCAUAGAGCACAGCCGCUUCAACUCCAGAACCAAAGCCAUGAUGAAGAUCGCCGCUGUCUGGACCAUAUCAAUAGGCGUGUCGAUGCCUAUCCCAGUGAUCGGCCUCCACAACGAGGACAAGGUCUUUGUCAAUGGCAGCUGUGCCCUCAACGAGGAGCGCUUCAUGCUGAUUGGCUCCUUCGUGGCCUUCUUCAUCCCACUGGUCAUCAUGGUGGUGACGUACUGCCUCACCAUACAGGUGCUCCAGAGGCAGGCCACUGUCUUCCUGUACGAGGCAAAGACUUCCUCCCAGCAGCCUUUGCACACACCAGCAAUGACAAAUACCUUACAGCCUCCACCCACCACCUUCCACCUUCCUCAGAUCAACACACUCGCCCCUUCUGACUCACAAGAGUUAAAGCCCCCGCCUCCUCAAAGCAGACGAAACACCUUGAGCUGUCUGAAAACAGCGGAGCUGCUCAGUGCCUCGACGCCAGACGGCAUAAGCAUCAUUCCCAGCUCUGAGGUGGCGUCUCAGCUCAGCUCGCCAGCCGCGGGGCCAUCGCGGAGCGACGCGUCGGGUUGCCAUGGGCGACGGGGGAUGAUGCAGGCCAUAAAGAACGAGAGGCGGGCCUCCAAGGUUCUGGGAAUCGUCUUCUUCCUCUUCCUCAUCAUGUGGUGUCCCUUCUUCAUCACCAACGUCACCUUCGUCCUGUGCCGGGGCUCCUGCAAUGAGACGCUGCUUCAUGACCUCCUCAACGUCUUCGUCUGGGUGGGCUACAUCUCCUCCGGGGUCAACCCCCUGGUCUACACCCUCUUCAAUAAGACCUACAGGAGAGCGUUCUCCAGCUACAUCAGGUGCCAGUACAAUGUGGGGGCCAACGCAGCCGGACAGAGCUGCAAAACCCUCCUGGUCCCCCCACCGUGCCCGUCGCACACCGUGACCCCUCUUCUGAUGGGCGGUCACGGGAAGGCGGGCAUGGACCGCAAUAGUAACUGUCGCAACGGCGGCAGGGGGGACAACGGAAGGCUUACGGUAGACCCUGAGGACAUGACAGAUGACGGGACACAAAUCGGAAUAGUGUCACAGAGCCUCUCGGAAUGCCACAACGUCGGCAUGCUUUCGGAACCGGAGGCGGAAACUGAGGUGGAGCAGGAGUUGUCGCUCAUCAGCUACAGCCCCACCUCCAGAGAACACACAAGUAGCGUGUGACUGCGUGUUUCUGUUGUUGUUGUUAUGUCUUCUUUUUAACCUGAACACUCUGGGUAACGUUUCAACGAGCAGGUCAUGGGAGCCCAAGGCAUUUGACUGGCUGUAAGUGGGCGCCGUUGUUGUGAAAGGACUGGUCUCGGCCGAGGAGACUUAUCCCCACACUGAAGUGCACUGCUUAAACCAAGAGAGAGGUUAACCUGUAAGAUGAAAAAGUUUUGGAAUGAAAGCCAAUAUUUCAGAUGUGCUUGUUUUCUACACGGUGUCCAAAUGUUGGUUUUCAUACCGUAAACGGCGAAUGAAAGCUUGAAAGCUGUGCUGCGCGGUCACAAAAUGUGGCAAACGUCAUGGCAACUGAGGCAGCAGCUGAGCUCCAGACAGACAGGGACUCAGUGGACGUGAUGAGAGACGGUCAGUGAACACAUUACUUUCAUUGUUAACCUGGUAUGAAGUCAAGCGACCCUCCACGGAGUCCCACUGAUGCAGGUGAUGGAGUCAAGCGCGGAGAUCGUCGGGGCCAAACUACUUCUCCAAGCCUUCACAUUCAGAGUCAAAAUGCAGUCCGAGCUCUGGUUUAUGUGGGUCCUCUCCACACCGGGCAAAACUAAACCAAAUUUAUUUUUGUGUCGCUCAAGCUUGACAGCAACAGUCAUAAAAUCUAUCUGAAUGGACCUUUCCAGCAUGUAUAAUCAAACUAUUCAGCCGGCAGAAAAUGGGAUUUUUCUCUGAAGGAGACUUGCUCAAGGCUGCAGUCAAAGGUUUUGCCUGAGGGGGCCAAAAUGAAGGAAUGUACAAACGACCACUGGUCUCUGGUGGACUCACAGUGCCAUCUGGUGGUGGCAUGACGCAGAGAGGUCGCUUCCCUUGGAUUCAACAAGGGGCUAAAAGAGCUAAAAAAAAAACACGGCACAACUGUCAGGCUGUUGCUUCUGUUGACCAAUACAUCCACUUUGGACAGAGUUAAAGUCCCGACUUCUAAAGGUUUCUACUGGCAGCAAACAAUAUAGUUUCAAAUGAAAGGGAGCAAUCUAAAAGUAAAAAUGUGAAAAAUAUUGAUUUAAAAAGGUUUUUAAUAUAUAAGGGUGCACAAAGGUUCCUAAGAUGUCAUUUAUAAAGUAAACGAAAUAUCUCAAAUGUUUAGAUUUUAGCCGCCGCUUGCUGUCAUUAUUUUCAUUUCAUUAGACUUCACUGAUUCAGCCCCACAAAACAACGUAAAACUCAAGCUCUUCCUCAGCUGUGAUCAAACCACACUCACGUUUAUUUUCCCACUUUAUUUGAUCCAUCAAACAGACAUAAACGCCUGACUGAAGACCUCUUACUGAUGUCGCAGCGUGCUGUAAAUCCAUUUCACGGGUGAAAAGGGGACCAACAAAGGAUUUAAGGUUUGGAGUGAAAUGAAAGCAGAGACCACACGUGUUAAACCUUUAAAACUGAAUAUUUCCCACAUCGGACGAACAGCCAAAUUCACUACAUGCAUCUGUAGUUUGUCCCCACAACAGAACACUUAAUAUGCAUUUCAUAUCAGCAGAUGACUUUUCAGGACAUCCACAUCGUAUGGCUGUUUGAGCUUCAGAGCAUCGUCUCUGAGGGACAGAGCAGUUCUCUGUCAUUUCCAUCAUUUGCUUUUUUAAAAAAUUAGAGAUUUUUAUUCAAGGUCAGCCAUUAGAUAUCAGUCUUUUCUUUUCUCCAAAAGAAAAAAAAACCCUCCCUGAGCUGCAUGAUUUCCAGUCGUGCUUCGGGCCACACUUGCUAAAACGGCACCAUGAAAGCCACAGAGGACAGAACGAACAUUUAAGCUUAAAUUUAGGUGAUGAGCUUCGGGUUGAAAAAGGCUCCUGUCAGAGCACCGCUGUUACUUUCGCAAUAAUGAUUUUUUUUUUUUUUUUUUUUUUUAAUAAUGAAGAGCUUGCCGAUGUCUCCACCCCAAUGGGCACAAUCUCUAAAUGAUCUCUGGCUGCUUUGCAAUCUGUUCAGCUUGAGUCACCAAAACCCAAAGUGCGACUCAAAGACCAAAAACCUUUAGAUUUCAUCUGUCACGUAAAACGGACAGAAAGUCAAUACACUAAGAGACAAACCCUGGACUCCAUCAAGACGGGUCACCGACCCUCACUUAUCUUUCACGCUGCCUUUCUCGCCCUCCUUCCACACACAUUUUAUCGACGUCUGACAGUCGGCGUAAUUCCUCCGCGCUGCGUCUCCAUCAGCUGAAAUACCUGCAAAAUGCUGCCUUUGGGAAAGAUUUCGUGUUUGUUUAGGUUUUAAAGGGAAGAGACCACAGUGGCAAAACUUUCUUAACAACAAAUUCACCUCUUAGGAGAUUAUAUAGGAGUUUUAGCUGGAAACUUGCAUGCCUUUAGUGAUUUGCUUUGUAGGCUGAGCUCAGCAGAGCUAACAGAACUACGGUGAUUAAAGUAACAUUUUAAGAGGUCGCUUAAAGGAGGAUUUCCACCAGUUUUACACAUCAGGUUAAGUUUACUCUGGGGAGGCUUUCCAAAAUUUGGAAAAAGAAAAAAAUGUGAUGUCAUAAUGAUGUCAUCAAGGUAAUCUCGAUUUGAUCGUGAGAUUAUUUUUAACAGAAAGCCUUCCUCAAAACUGGAGAUCUGAGGAUUGAAAGAUGUGGGCGUUUGGGAGACAGGAAGGGGUUGUAAUGAAAGAUACUAUUGAAAUGUAGUAUUUUGAGCACAUUGACCCAUACUAGAGACUAGAAGUCUCUAUACCUCAGCCUCUGCUGCUUUGAUUUCAACCGGUCUUUGUUAAAUCUGUCUUUUCUAAUCCUUUAACUUUACGGAAGUGCAAUACUGGUAAUAGUUUUGCUGACAACAUGGCUGUUGUCGCGGUUGUUGCUUACCCCAGUGAUCAAUAAUUCACUCUGUUAAUAAUCCCUUCAGCCGCAGAACAGCCAGAAUAACAAACAUAUGAAUGUACAACCCAACUCCCUUUUAUUUUUUUAGUCAGUCAUCUCCCCUUCAAGGUCAAAGAGCAAAGGUCAAAGCCUGCAGUGGACCAAUCAGAUGCAGAACCCAAGCUCUGCAGCCGCCUCUGCGUGCGAUUAGAAUGAAACAUAAGAACUGGGAGUCACUUCAUUCUAAUUCGAUGCAUCUCUGUAUACUUUAUCCAGUAUUUGUAUGCUACAGACUUACACAGUGGUCAUUCGGGCCACUUUUCUCUCUGCAAGGAGAGGUCUACAUGAGCUAACGUCGGCCAGCCCAAGCACCAAGGUUUGGCCUACAAAUAUCGUGCAUGUUUGAAGUGAUGUUCAAAAGGUCCUCUCUGCCUCGCACAGUUUUUUUUUAGUUUGUUUGUUUGUUUUUUGGGUUUUUUUGGUUCUCUCUUUAAGACUCGGAAGGGAUGAAACAGAGCAGGAGGGAAAGGAAGAACAAAGAAAGAGCAGUCGACAAAAUCCUGCAGGCUUUUCGUCUUUAUCAGAAUGCAAAACACCAACAUAAAUAACAGAAACACAGAGAAAACAACGGAGAAGAGAGGACUCUCUGAACUUGAAUGGGUCGUGUUUGAUCCAUCCAGGUGAGGGCAAGCAGAGAGCUAAAGCCGGGCCAGCCAACUCAGUAUGUCGCAAUGUAAUAACUGUAUGUUUCCCGUGUACCUGUGUGUGUACCAGACCUGGCUCAAAUUGCUAUCUGAGAUUGAUGCAGUAACUUUUUCUCGGUUUUUAUCGAUUGCGUCUGGCACAAUGAAUUGAAUGGGGCUGUCCCUGCAGAUGCCAAUUCUGUCCGCUGCGCCGUGCAGACAGAUGAAAGCAAUCACUUGGAGAAAGUAUCUGGAAGGAUUUCAACUAAUGAUUCGAUCCAAGUCUGGUGUGUAUAGAAAUAGCUGGAGCCGUUUAUUGACAGAGUUUCAUUUUAAUACCUUUCAGGGGGCAAGACAACAGCGCUUUGUGUAGGAACUACUGCAGAAAUUCAUGUAGUACAUUUGGAAAUGGUCUAUGAGUGAGUGAGUGAGGUGCUUCAUGCUCAAACGACUGAAGCAUUUGCACAAGCUUAAAGGAAAGGCCCACCCAGAAAUGCUGACAGGAAGUGGCAAAAUGCGCAUUUUGUGUUUUCUGACAUAUUUUGGAAAAUGCAUUCAUGCGUUAUUUUGUUUAUUUAUCUUAUUUUUUGGUGAGAAUUAGUAACUGAGAGGAGUGAUACCCCUCUCAUGGAACCCGGGGCAUGGUUAGCCUAGCUUAGCAUAAACACUGGGAACAGCUAGUCUGGCUCUGUUUUGUGUUGGAACUGGCCAGCAUUUUUACACUUUGGUUUUUGUACAGUUUCAACAAAUCAAAUGUUACAUGUCGUUUAGUGCCGGGCUAACUUUUUCCCUUCGCUCCAUGUCUCUAUGCUAAGCUGACCGACUGCUCAUAUCUACAGCACAAACGUAAGAGUUAUCAAUCAACUUUCUGAUCAGGCUCUUAGCCAAAAAGCCAUUAAGCUUAUUUCCCCAAAUGCCAAACAAGGUAAUGAAACUGAUAACGGAAUGAGGGGUAAAUUUCAACAGUGCUGAGCUAAUCAGUCAGAUGAUCAAAGAGUGGAUUUUUCCUCUGAAUCGUCUCAGAUCCAGCACUUUAAACAGGAGAACUGACAAGAUCGUACACUCUUAAAGUACACAAACUUUUUCACACCGUCCUUUAACCCUUCAUCUGUCUCCUCUAUCAUCUUCUCAAACAUGUAACUCUGUCACUAAACGUCUCUGAGAGUAGCCAGAGCUGCAGGUUGUCCAAGAGUUUGGCAAACCCGGCUUCUCCACUGCACCGUCCCUGCACUAAGCAUUGGACCCGAGGUGGCCUACUGAUCUGCGCCGACGCAGAUCGGUUGGCCGGUCUGUCUCGCUCUUGUAUGAUCUGGCGCUCAUGGCUUAGCUAUCUUUUCUUACGUGUUGAACCUUCCUCUGUUAUGUAGUGGCUUUUUUCUUUUUUAAAAAAAAAUGCCAUUUUAAUUGUGAACGUUUGUCUACGCCACAUCUUCUUAAGUUUACGCCAUCAUCCACACAAUGUAUAUUUUCUUUUUUCUUCUGUGUGAUGCUGCUAUUUAUUUAUUAAAAUAUUAUUCUAACGUG